This is a messenger RNA of Gloeophyllum trabeum ATCC 11539, 282 nucleotides long. RefSeq lists its product as uncharacterized. NCBI's taxonomy places the organism in Eukaryota, Fungi, Basidiomycota, Agaricomycetes, Gloeophyllales, Gloeophyllaceae. The record is from RefSeq and is a predicted model, not a curated record. The coding region runs from base 1 to 282 and encodes 93 amino acids. The transcript is spliced from 2 exons.
AUGAAAGCUCCGGAGGGUAAACUAGGCAUGUUCCUCUGGCGCCGGCGAAUGUGGUUGGAAGCUACGUUCGGAACCAGUCUACUUGAGCCUUGGGAGAAGAUGACCUUGGUGGUGAUAUGGUCACUCUUGAUGACGUUGAUUGUGACUGGCGCCGUCAAGUACUUGCCUCAACAUCUGUACUUUAUACAGCGCAGGGCCGUGUAUUACAUUGUAGGGAGAGAAGGGGACAUUCAAGACUUGGUGCAUGACGGAUGGGCUUCAGGGGAGCAUCCUGAACUAUGA